Molecule: messenger RNA, 3093 nt
Organism: Prunus dulcis (almond)
Lineage: Eukaryota; Viridiplantae; Streptophyta; Magnoliopsida; Rosales; Rosaceae
Exons: 1
Coding region: 1733-2914 (393 amino acids)
Molecular function (GO): DNA-binding transcription factor activity
Source: RefSeq, a predicted model, not a curated record
UAGGUAGAUAUAAUUAGAAAAGCCAGAUCUAAAAUCUCCUUAAAUUAGGAGAAAAUGAAUAUUCCAUAUUUGAGGAUUUUUGUAAUUGCUUAGACUUACUUAGGAUGUUAGCAGUUUGAUUAUGAGUUGUGUCAAUUUUGUUCUUAUAGGUUUAAUUUGAGUGUUUAGUUAUUAAACGUCUUUCAUAUUGGGUAACAAGUUUUAAUUUAGAAAGUUUCUAUUGUCUGCUGGUUUGUUAACAAUUACAAAGUUUGAUGAAUGGCAAUUCUCUAUUGUCUUCUGUGAGAUCAUGAUCUUCAAACUUAUAUAUGUUUACAGAACCUGCAUAUAUAUAUAUAUAUAUACAUAUAUAUAUGUAUAUGCAGAUAAGCAUUAAAAAGCCAUGUGCAUGAAUGCAUGCACAGACAUCCUAAUAAAGUUCCCCAAUUGAGAGUUUCAAAGUGGACUACGACCCAAAAUAUCAAACCAAGUAAGGCUACGUUUACUCGUACUUAUAUGGUUAUAAUACCUUUAUCAUACCAUUGGUCUAAUUACAUAGUACAUUGUAAUCUAACCUUGUCUGAAAUUAUAAUAAACGUAAUGACAAAAGGAGAUUUAAGCAAAAAAAGAAAUAAGCCAAGAGUCGAUUAUGCACUCUAUGAUGUUAAGGCCAAUUCAGCUCUAAUGAUCCUUUUACACUGCAGCAUCCUGUUGUAUGUGAGCUUCUAAAUGACUUAAGAUAUAUGUGCACACACAGUACUUAUGUAUAUAUCUACAUACACAUAUACAUACACCAAAAUAGGCCGUACCUGGUGUUGUUUCUGGCAAAGAAAGGUCCUAGGAACAGAGAUUGGAGGUCCUAAGCUUAUUAUGUGUGAACCAAGGUACACAUGAUACAAGACAGCUGAAGUGGACUCAAACAUAUUCCUUUUAAACACAAAUUUACUACAGCGGACUAAGACAAAGUGAUUAUGAGCUGUCAGAUAUAGCCAAGCAAAUACUAUCAAAAUUGAUGACUUAAUCAACUUCUGCUCUUAAAGGGUGCUUGACUGCUAUUGAUCUCUGCAUUUCUGGUCUCACAUUAUUAAACCUUGUCAGAGGCAUAUGAGUGACCACUCCCCUGUGUUUCUAUUCACUAUACAUCCACAUUCAAAACUGGAAUGAGGUACUAUCUGAAAUCCUUGGGAAUUGCAGGCUAUUAAAUAAAGAACUAUGCCUGCAUUUUACAAGUAUUGAAUAUGACACUGAGGCACCUGUUUUCAUUCUACGUUUCUUUGCGACUUGCAAUUUCCGAUAUUAUCCUCUAAUAGAUGCAAAAGGUGUUAGUGACAGGUUGUUUCAUGACCCUGGUUAUAGCAGGUGUACUAUCUGUAGUUCUAUGACAUUUGUUUUGCAAGGUGUUCAUGCAUUGUUGAUUUUUUUAAGCAUUAAUGGCUCUUCUUCAUUCAGAUUCUUGCCGAUAGGAUUGCUUUAAAGUUUCUCCUGCAUGAGCUUUUCGUGGCAACUUUUUUUUCCUGUUUGUAUUCUGUGUGUUCUUUUCUCAAAUGCGCUUUUAUGAGAAUUGUCGUUUACCAUUUAUUAUUCUUAACCACUAUGUCCUGUAGCUUCCCUGCAAACUGAUACAAUAGAGGUAAGGAUCAAGGCCCUCUUCAUCGCUUCAUUGUUUGUGCUUCUGCUCCUGCUAGUUUUUAUCUUCUUCUUCUUUUCCUUCUUCUGAAAGGCCUCAUUAAGGGUCUCCGUGUUUUCUCCAACAAUGAAUUUCCUUUUGACCCCUGACAAAGGAAAGGAAGAGAAGCAUGUGGGUGUCCAAUGCUUGUAUUGCAAAAAAGUAUUCAAAAAUCACCAGGCUUUAGGGGGCCAUCUUAGCGCUCAUCAGGAAGAGAUCAACUCAAAGAGGAGCUGGAAUUAUCCUAGCCAUUUCAGCAACUCAGCAAGCAUUACUAACAAUAGUCCUCAACCUUUCAGCAUGCGUCAUCCUGAAAUUUUUUCUGGAGGCCCUCUCUUCAGUGAGGUAACCCCUCCUUUGGAUUUCUCCAAGAGACUCUACUCAAAUGAAAAUAGCUGGGUGAAUAUAAGCAGGUUCUAUGAGAACAAUACGAGCGCUAUGCCUCCAAAAUGUUCAUCUAGUAGUGGUCAUGCUGAAAUCCAAAAUUCUAAACCUUUAUCCUUCAUAGCACCUGCUCCCUCUGGUAGCAUGGUACCAAUUAGUGUUCCUUUGGAUCCUCCAUUCUGUUUGGUCUCAAAUGGAGUUUGUCAGUUUAAUACUGAUCAAUUUCGAUCUUUUAGGGAUGGUAUGCCAUCCUUUUCUGCAAAUGCCAUGCCAUACUUUCAGGAUCACAACUGUUGUAUGAUUCCAUAUCCUGUGAAUGCUGUAACUGAUCUUCAUCCAGAUCUCAGCUCAAAACAGUCACUUUGCUUCAAGGAACCUAUUACUAUUGGUUCCUUGCCUCCAGAUCCCAGUGAAUCUUCAGGCCAAGGUGAAAUUGGUCGGUAUAAGACACAAACUGUCUCAACCUCUAAAGGUCGCAAGAAGCACUGCAUAGGUGGAGCCGGAGGAAUUGCUGCUGAGAUAAUGAAUCCAUCAAAAAGGCCUAAGAAAAACUCCGAGUUGUUGAUGGAAACAGAUAAGCCUCCACAUCCCAGUCAAUCUUCAGACCAAGGUGAAAUUGGUGAGUACGAGACACAAAUUCUCUUAACCUCUAAAGGAGGUAAGAGGCACUGCUUAGGUGAAGCUGGAGGAAGUGCCGAGAUGAUGAAUUGUCAAUGGAAAAGGCCUAAGAUCAACUCUGAGUUGUCAAUGGAAACUGAUAAGCCUCCCAAGAGAGAGCUUCUUCUUUUUAAAGAUGUGGAGAACUGCUUUUCCAGGGCAGGAAUAUCUUCUAAUGCGGGAGAAGAGGAAGGCCAAAUGGAUCUCGAUCUCUCUCUACAUCUGUAGCUUCAUACUGGUCUUAUUUAUACAGAACUCCAAGUGACAAUGGAAACAGAUACGCCUCGGAAGAGAGAGCUUAAAUUUCUUUUAAGAUGAGGAGAACUCCUUUCUGGGUCAUGUAUGUCGUUUUAUCCGAAAGAGGAAGGCCAAAUAAAUCUAGAUCUAUCUCUAUAUUUGUAGCUUUA